AUGGGCGAGGAUGCAUUCAUUAUUGUUGGUGAUGCCAAAAGAUUUCAGGCUACGAUUUCUAAAGUCGGUGCGACUUUAGUUGACCUGAAAGUAAACAACCAAUCUGUGGUUCUGGGAUAUCCGGAAAUCGGAGAUUAUUUGUCUGAUGGAGGCAAUUACCUCGGUGCAAUCGUGGGUCGCUACGCCAACCGUAUUUACAAAGGUGUCUAUAAUUUACAGGAUGGCCCGCACACGUUGACUGUUAACAAUUGUGGUAACGCUAACCAUAGUAGUAUCAGCUCUUUUCACCGCAAGACAUAUAAGGAAUCUUUACUCAAAGCAAAAGAUGGAAACGUUUAUGUUGUUGAACUGCUACUGUUUGAUGACCACUCACGAACCAAUGAAUAUCCCGGGGAUUUGGAGGUCACUGUAAAAUAUACUUUGAACGUUGAUGAACUGACUUUGGAUAUGGAAUAUCGCGCAGAAUUGAUAAAUGGAGAUGCUACUCCAAUUAAUAUGACCAACCAUACAUACUUUAAUCUGAACAAGGCCAAGGGAUCUUCUAUCACUGGAACAGCCGUUAAGCUUUGUUCAAACAAGUCGUUAGAAGUCAGUGAUGGGGCAUUAAUCCCGACCGGUAAGAUCAUCGAAAGGAAUGUUUCUACUUUUGCUUCUGAUCAUCCCACCGUUCUGGGUAGUGAAGGGCCUCAUUAUGACAACUGCUUCGUUGUUGAUGAAAACAAGGAUUUGCAUACCACCGAUUCUGUGAGUGUAAAUAGUUUGGCGCAUAUUUUUACUGCAUACCAUCCUGAGUCGAAGAUAUCCUUGGAUGUUUCUACAACAGAGCCAAGUUUUGUUUUCUACACUGGUGACAAUCUAUUUGGUGAAUUUGAACCAAGAUCAGGAUUUUGCGUCGAGCAAGGUAGAUACAUUGAUGCAAUCAACCGUGACGAAUGGAGAGACUGUGUUCUUUUGAAACAAGGAGAAGUCUAUACUACAAAGACUCAAUACCGCUUUAAAUUCAACCAGUAA
Messenger RNA from Zygotorulaspora mrakii, 1011 nucleotides. RefSeq lists its product as uncharacterized. Gene Ontology annotation, molecular function: aldose 1-epimerase activity; carbohydrate binding. NCBI's taxonomy places the organism in Eukaryota, Fungi, Ascomycota, Saccharomycetes, Saccharomycetales, Saccharomycetaceae. Bases 1 to 1011 code for a protein of 336 amino acids. The transcript has a single exon. The record is from RefSeq and is a predicted model, not a curated record. Gene Ontology annotation, biological process: glucose metabolic process; beta-D-galactose catabolic process via UDP-galactose, Leloir pathway.